Molecule: messenger RNA, 3882 nt
Organism: Cutaneotrichosporon oleaginosum
Lineage: Eukaryota; Fungi; Basidiomycota; Tremellomycetes; Trichosporonales; Trichosporonaceae
Biological process (GO): negative regulation of silent mating-type cassette heterochromatin formation; negative regulation of rDNA heterochromatin formation
Cellular component (GO): Rpd3L complex; Rpd3L-Expanded complex
Source: RefSeq, a predicted model, not a curated record
CUCUGAUCCACUCGCUCGUCUCCAUCUAUCCAUUCUCCAUCCACCUCAGCAUCCACAAUCCUCUCAUCCAUCUCUUCCACCUCUCUCUCCCUAUCUAUAGUUCACGCAAGCUCCAUCUUUCCCUCGAGCUCCCUACUGUCCUCAUCCAUCGUCCGCUCCGGCUCAAUCCAAUUUCAGCUCAUCUUCACUUCCGUAGCUACCCACUUCCACCCCUCCCAGCCCCGAGCCCCGGCAUCCAGUCAUGGAGGCAAGGCGGAGACAGGCUUCUGCCUCGACAUCCACCUCGUACUCGCACGACGACGCCAAAACGCCAGGCAAGGGGUCUGGGGGCGUGACGCCCAGUCUUGAAGGCGACGACGACGCUGCGCCGCGCCGCACUCGCAAUCGCAACCCACUCCCGCCGCAGGUCGGCCCACUGUUUCCACCACUCCCACCCCGUCCGGCAAAAAACUCGCCAAAGAACUCGCCCAAGACAGCCAGCAGGUCACCUUCAGGCAAAUUCCAGCGCCUAGCAUCCGCAAGCGCGCUGUCGAGUGUCAUGGGUGAUGACUCGCCAGAAAAUGCGACGGCAGACGAUAUGGGGGCUGGGCGCGACGCGCAUCCCGCGUCCGCGUCAAGCCUCAGCCCGCCACCACCAGUUGACGAUGAUAUGCUGGUCGAUUCAUCUGCUCAGCAGAAGAACGAGGGCAACGGCGACGACUGGGACGCGUACCACCGCCGUCGCGGGGUGCGGAGCUUCAGCGGCGCCAAAUCCGGCGCUGUCAAGGUUGAGCCCAUCGAAGCCGAGCCUGUACCCGAGGAGCAUGCGGCCGAGUCCGAAGCUGCGGCUGAGGUUGAGGCCGAGGCGACUGAGAAUGGGCAGGACGUGGAGAUGGGAGGUGAGGCUGAGGGCGCGGCCGAGGGUGAUGAUGAGGUCGGGGGCGAAGGCGAGGCCGACGCCGCGGAGGCCAAUGUGUCGAAUGGCAAUGCUGAAGCCGACGGCGACGAGCGAUCAAGAAAGGAGACGUCGGCAGCGACCAGCGCCGAGCCCCCCCACCGCAACCCCCGCAAGCGUCGCGGCGAAGAGCAGCUACUCCUCGACGACCAUCUCCUGCCAAAAGAGAUGCGUCAGCAUGCCCCAAUUCCGCCCCGCCGCGACAAGUCCGUCAAGCGCUCAGAGCCCGAGGAGGCGCCUCCCAAAGAGGAGCCCGCCGAGCUUGAGGAGGCCGAGACCGAGGAGGUUGAAGUCGAGGAGGUUGGGGACGACGCCGACGAUGGAGACGACAGUGGCGAGAUUACGCGCUGUGUAUGCAAGCGCGAAGAGGACAUCGAUGUCAUGAUGAUCCAGUGCGACAAGUGCAACGUCUGGCAACACGGCGCGUGCGUGGGCAUCUGGGGUGACGAUGAGGCGCCUGAUGAGUACUUCUGCGAGGAAUGCAAACCGGAGCUGCAUGGUCCGCUGAAGAAAUGGAUGAGGCAUUGCGGUCGUAACCCAGCCAACUUUGUCCCACCCGAGCCAGAAGACUUGCUCAAGUUGUAUCACGCCACCGACAAGCACCCGCCAUCGCAGUCGAAGCGCUGGGCGACGGAGCUUCCGCCCCAGCCGAAGCCCCCCUCCCGAUCUCACCGAAAGAAGGAGGACGAUGAUGACCGACGCUCCUCACGCAAGUCGGUGGCAGCGGAGAAGACGGCACGGCCCCCUUCCUCCAAGGACGCUGCGCGCGACCGGAGGCGAGGGAGACGGCAGUCGACGGACCUGUCGCUCUCCGGUUCGCCUCCUCGCCACGAGCCCAAGAAGCGGAGUACGAUGAACUCGCGCGACGCGGCGUACGAAGAGGCGGUCAAGGCCGCCCUGGAAGCCAGCAGGCGAGAGGCCUCGGGUGAGAAGGAGGAGCAGCCAGCGGUCGAGGAGCGAAAGCGGAGACGGCCCGAUAAUGACGAGGGCGAACAGCAGGAGGCGAAGAAGGGCAAGAAGAAGGAGAAGAAGGACGAAGAGGACGGCGAGACAACCCCGGCUCCGGCUCCCAAGCCCAAGCAUCCCAAUCAGUACACGUAUAGGCCGAAAGGCGACCGUUCUGCAGCGGCCGCAUCGCCGAUGCGGGCUCGUGGCACGCCUCAGCCGACAGGGCCGCCGCCUGCUCACGAUCACGGGACUCGUCGGGCGGGCGCCAUCGCCAACAACCUUGCCUCGCAACCCUACAGUGCCAUGACGGUGCACAACCUAAACUGGUACCUUCCCGACCACCUGCUUCCAUGUGCCGACAUCCUGGAGACGCCCACACCGGUGCCGCUGGAGGUCCCUUCUCCACGGACGUUGCAAUACCUCCCAAGAACGCACUUUACGAAUCAGAGAUACGGCCCGUUUACCGACGAGCGAGAUGAAGAGGGAAGGCUCAUUCUGCCUGACGAUAUGCCCUUGCGCGAGGUGGAGGGCGAGGCUGUCAACCACCGCGAGCCCCCCACUCGCGUGCGCUAUCCGGUCAAGCGGAUCACGACCGCUGAAAUGCGCAAGCGUGUGCGCAAUCUACUGGAGUACGUUGGGCGCGUGCAGGACGAGGAGGCUCGUCGAGCCGAGCGCGCAGCGAAGAUUGGCAUACCGCCCACGUCUGCGCCACGUCCAAGGUUACCACCACUCGGUGAAGACGGGCGGGAAGGCUCGCAGCCGAACGGGGAGGCGGCCGAGAGACCCUCGGUUCAGCCCCUACCACCUGGCCCGCCGCCACCCACUGCGUCUCAGUUGCUGGAUGAGUUCACACGAGACUUGAUCUCUUUCCAGGAGGCGUUCAACACCGGAGAUUUCGAAAGUCUGCCAUUCGCUCAGCCACGCCCGCAGCCGCCUACGCCCGAGCCCGAACCUACGCCGGAGCUCGAACCCACACCCGAGCCAGGCGACCUCCGCGAGCACGGCGUCAUGGCUGAACAUGAACUGGACAUGGAUGCUGCACCGGAGACGGAUGCGGUUGUGGCAAUGUCUGAGCAGACAGUCGUGAUCGAGGAGGGAAUGGUCGAGGAGAGCGCGGACGUCGAAGACAUCAAGGCCGAGCCGCCGCAAGAAGUCUCGGUCGACGAGACGGAGGCUGCGCCGGAGGUCCCCUCUGCGAGAGGACCCGCUGCGGAGCUCACUGAGCCCAUGGUCGAGGAGCCACUCGAGAUGUCCAGCCAAUCUCCAGUGCAGCCAUCGGUUGCUGAGGAGGUCACAGUGGAUGAGCCCGUUCUCGAUGCCGAGGCAAUGGACGUUGAUGAGCCCCCCGCUGCACUUGCUGCAGAAAUCGUGACCGCCCCCGCCGAGGCCACAUUGGCAACUGCGGUAGUCGAGGACGAUGCCAUGGAGGUCGACAUGGACAUCGACUCUUCGGCUGGCUCAAUCCCUCCUCCAGCAGUCCACACGGCGAAUCCAGCAGCGCUUCCUACGGAGGCUGAGUUUGCCCUUCCCGAGCCCUCCGCGUCGGAGGUCGCGCCCAAUGUCACAGUUGCGGCUGCACCUGCCAAGCAUUCAUCACAAACCGCUGCCGAGCCGGCUGCACCUCCCACAGAAACUUUCUCGGAGCCACUAGCACCGACGCCCGUAUCCGAGAUUCCGGACUCAUUGAGCGCCGACCUCAAGGUACCAUUAGUGAUGGGACGACCCGAGUCCGAGAAUUCAGAGGUGGAGGAGAGGGAGCGAGAAAGCAUUGCGACCGAGGUUGUCGCAUCGUAGCCAUAGCAUGUUUGGCUUGUCAUGAGAAGUGUUGUCAUCAGUCCAGACGGCAUGGUGCCUUUGAAUCCGACAAAACAGCCGCUCUCACGAACUUGCACUGCGAGCACAUCGGGGUCUCUCUAUGCCCCAGGAUCUGACUCAUAACUGUACAUGUCAUCCAUAGGUACGCCUACUGUGCUACAAUGUAUCUCUAAUGCUGCUGUUGG